Paraglomus occultum is the source of this 579-nucleotide messenger RNA. NCBI's taxonomy places the organism in Eukaryota, Fungi, Glomeromycota, Glomeromycetes, Paraglomerales, Paraglomeraceae. The record is from the annotation of a GenBank genome assembly.
AUGAUGCAACCGUCUCUCGAUAAUUCGUCGGAACCAGUAACAACAGACUUUUGGGCUCACAAAAGUGCUCUAGAGAAAAGAUUUCAAAAAUUUCUCGACGAAGCAACACCAUAUUCCACAUAUCGAUGGACUGCAACAGUUGCACUUUUACUUGUGUUUAUGAUUAGAAUUUUUACAAUUCAAGGAUUUUAUAUUGUCACAUAUGCAUUAGGCAUUUAUUUACUUAAUCUCUUCCUCGCUUUCCUGCAACCAAAAUUUGAUCCGUCAUUGGAGAUGGAUAUUGAAGAAACUGAGGCCGAAGAUGGUCCAACACUGCCGACAAAAGCGAACGAAGAGUUCCGACCGUUCAUCCGACGUUUACCGGAAUUCAAAUUUUGGUAUUCUGCAACCAAGGCCACGAUCAUAUCAUUGAUUGCGACCAUGUUUAAGAUAUUUGACAUUCCCGUCUUUUGGCCAAUACUGCUCAUGUAUUUCUUGAUUCUCUUUGCUAUCACAAUGAAGCGACAAAUUAAGCAUAUGAUGAAAUAUGGGUAUAUCCCAUUUGACAUUGGCAAGCAAAAAUAUGGCGGCAAAAAGUAA